AUGGAUCCUAGUGAAAUAGCUGUGAAGGACCUUUUUCCAUUAGGAUCGUUAAUCUUAUUACCCACUCGAGUUCCCAAGAUGUUGGAGCAACUACUCAUCGUCACACGAGGGGGCCUAAUCCUCUGGACGUGCAAGGAGCUCGGAAAUGCACUCAGGGGCUUACCCAUGGACACCCUCAUUCGCUCCUGCCUUCUCGAGGAGCGUUCUGGCGCAGCCUCAUACAACUAUGAUGCCCCUGGGGCUUCGUACACUCUCAAGUGGACCUUCCACAAUGAGCUAGGCCUCGUGUUUGUUGCCGUGUACCAGCGGAUCCUCCACCUCCUCUACGUGGAUGACCUUCUUGCUGUGGUGAAAAAAGAGUUCUCCGAGAUUGACGACCCCAAACGGACCUCGUACCCCGAUUUUGACGAUAUUUUCCAGCAGCUGAAGAAAGAAGCCGAGGCCCGUGCAGAGGAUAUGAAGAAGUCUAAACAGGUGGUCAAACCCUCGAACAACAAUAAUAAUCCUGGAAGAAAACAGGAUCGGAACGGGAAUAAGUCUGGUAAAGAUGGUGAUGAUGCUUUAGAUCGUCCGUUAGAAAAUGGUAGCCUUAGGAAGAAUAUUAGUAACAAAGUGAUUAGCUCGAACGGGAAGGAGGAGAAUGGUGCCUCGAAUAACGGGGCUUUUGAUGUGAGCAAACUGCAGAAGAGGUCGAAAGGCGGGAAAAAGACGGAGGCCAUAGUUGGAAAGGUCCCUAAGGUGGAGCUGAAGAAGGUGGCGAAAAAAAUAGGGUUUGGGAUGAUUCGCCUAAGGAGACGAAGCUGGAUUACACAGAUGGGGCUGGAGAGUAUGAUGGAUAAAGAGGAUAUUGUUAGCAGUGAUAGCGAGUCUGAGGAGGAGAUGGGAAAGGAUGGUGGGCCAGAUGGGAAGAAGAAAGGGUGGUUUUCGUCCAUGUUCCAGAGUCGCUGUGGUAGUGCUGGGGCUGCUGCUUUAAUUCUCGUUAGUGGAGCUAUGGCAAUUAAGCUUGGACUGAAUGUUAUUGCCAGGAUCAAAGGCUAUGCAGACGCAGCACAGACACCUGAACUGUUCACAACUGCUCCAGCCAUCGCCAUACCAAAGGCGAUCGCUAAUGCUGGCUUGAAAGCAUCCGAUAUUGAUUUCUAUGAAAUAAAUGAAGCUUUCUCUGUUGUAUCUCUUGCUAACCAGAGGCUGCUUAAUAUUGACCCCGUCUUGCGGAUGGGGUCUUGA
Molecule: messenger RNA, 1227 nt
Organism: Striga asiatica
Lineage: Eukaryota; Viridiplantae; Streptophyta; Magnoliopsida; Lamiales; Orobanchaceae
Source: the annotation of a GenBank genome assembly